Messenger RNA from Juglans microcarpa x Juglans regia, 1592 nucleotides. Its product is annotated as chaperone protein dnaJ C76, chloroplastic. NCBI's taxonomy places the organism in Eukaryota, Viridiplantae, Streptophyta, Magnoliopsida, Fagales, Juglandaceae. The transcript is spliced from 4 exons. The record is from RefSeq and is a predicted model, not a curated record. The coding region runs from base 94 to 1518 and encodes 474 amino acids.
CAAAAUAUCUUUCUCUCAAACUGCUAUAAACUCAGAUAAAAAUCUGUCUCCAAAUUUCUAAGGUCUCCCAUCCAACAACCCAGAAGAAAGAAAAUGGCGACUGCUGCAUGGCUUCCUCUAUACACCACUCCCACUGCUUCAAUCAUACCAAAGAAUUUAAGCCCAAAAACUUUCAGUCCUUUCAACACUACUAUAAGUACUGCUAGAAGGCCGUACGGUGUUUCUAUGACGUGCAGAGCUUCCUCUUCGAUCACGGACUUCGAUCUCUACGAUCUGCUAGGCAUCGAUAGCUCUUCACCUCACUCCCACAUCAAAACGGCCUAUCGUUUGCUGCAGAAGCGGUGCCACCCAGACAUCGCCGGUCCGGCAGGCCACGACAUGGCUAUCAUACUCAAUGAAGCUUACUCUGUCCUCUCCGAUCCAAAUUCACGUUCGGCUUACGAUAAGGAGCAAGCCAAAAUCGCAGAACUUAGGGGUUACACAGGCAAACCUAUAUAUUCAGCAUGGUUUGGAUCGGAAACCGAACAAAGAGCAGUAUUUGUUGAUGAAGUAAAGUGUGUUGGCUGCUUAAAAUGCGCCUUGUUUGCUGAAAAGACUUUUGCAAUUGAAUCGGUUUAUGGAAGAGCAAGGGUUAUUGCACAAUGGGCUGACUCUGAGCACAAGAUCCAAGAGGCCAUGGAAACAUGUCCAGUUGAUUGCAUCUCGAUUGUGAAGAGGUCGAACCUAGCAGCUCUAGAAUUCUUAAUGUCCAAGCAGCCUCGUGGGAAUGUAAGGGUGGGCAUGGGUCAUGCAGCUGGGGCACGUGUCUCAAAUAUCUUUGUAGAUGUCGAAAAAUUCCAGACCAGAUUCCAGGAAGCAAUGGAAAAGAAUUCAACACAACGUCCCAAGGAAACAGACCUCCAAAGAGAUGCAAGAAUGUCAGCAAUUCAAACAAUCAGAUCUAUCUCAAAUUGGUUAUACUGGCAAUCACCUAUUGCAGGUGGAUCCACAUCAGAGUCCCAGAAUUAUCUGACAUACGUUUCACGUAAACCUACCGAGUCACACAUCAAUAAGCUAAGAGAAGCUGCAGCUGCUAGAAAGCAGGCAAGAGAGAGGGCAGAACCCACACGCCGAAUCGCAUCAAACUACAUAUACAGCGAGGAGUAUUGGAUUCCUUCAAUCUAUGCUCUUCCAGCCUCAACCCAAGAAGACUCUAACUCUGCAGCUAACUCAACAACUUCACCUACAAAAGACAUGCACACAGAGAAUAGAGGCUACAGAGUACAUGACAGCAAGGGAAAGAAGCCCAUAAUAUGGAGAGUUCCAGUUGUAGCAGCAGUGGUUGCUUCGGUUAUAGUUCGUCUACAAAUUGGAGAAGUAGCUGGUGGUGGAUUAAAGGAACAUAUCGGCGGCUCUUUGGCACUGGACGUUGUUAACAGCUCUUGGUUGCCGGGUAUCUUAGCAGGGAUUACAUGGUAUGGCAUUGGGAUGGCAAUAUUUGAACUUGUGGAAGCCAUUCAAAGUAGACAAAGGCUAUAGGGGAAGAAACUUUAGCAGUUAUAUGGUAAAUGUGAAAGACAAAUAUAAUACAAGUAAGAAAUUGAUGUAUGAUU